AUGUUCCAAAUACCUCUGCAGACAUCCACCUCUCUGCUGCUCCGCUUCGGUGUGCUUAUGCUUGUGGUGAUCACAGGUCGCAGCCCCCGCUCUGCCGAUGGUGACAAGAAGGGGCACAUUCUGCGAUGGGUGGAGGAUUGCGUUUCCUCCAACAACCCGGCCCUCUUCAAGGACGUGAGCACGGACGCCCCGGAUGAUGCUGUGCUGCGCCUGAUGUACCUUCCUGCAUGCGUUGCCAACGAGCUUCAGGGAAUCAGGCAGGAAGUGGUGGGGAAGGAGGAGCUGGGUGCAGCAGUGAAGGUGGAUCUGCUAGCCCAGGAGAUGCGAAGCGGCACGUCUUUCCCGAAUGAUCUGGCCAAGGAACUCCAAGUGAUCAAGAGCAUGGAUGAAGAGACCGCCAAUACAGGACUUCAGGGGAUUGAGUACAGCUCAUUUGUAUCUGGUCGCACCGGAUGA
Closterium sp. Naga37s-1 is the source of this 456-nucleotide messenger RNA. The record is from the annotation of a GenBank genome assembly. Lineage: Eukaryota; Viridiplantae; Streptophyta; Zygnematophyceae; Desmidiales; Closteriaceae.